UCAAGUAAGAACAAUGGUCAGGUUAUGGUGGUUCGAGAUCGACAAAAGAAACAUAAACUCCUGAUCUGCACAAACGACGAUGGAAUUUUUGGAUGGAGAACAUUGGAUGGAUCUAGUCCAACAGGUGAAUUUUUCAGUCCAGCCUACGACUGCACCAGCAUAUUGAACAAAGACCCGAAGGCUAAAGAUGGUUUUUACUGGAUCACACUUGGGUACAAAAUACCAAGAAAAGUUUAUUGUGACAUGACUACCGACGGAGGGGGUUUCUAUUUGGUUGGCCGCAAGAAUACAUCGAUUACCUGGACUGUUCCUUCCAGCAACACUCCAGUUGAACCAUUUGGCGAUCCUCAUUGGAUAAGCUCAUUGGGCAAUGCACCAAUCAUUGAUUUUAGAGUUCAAGUUUCAAGUCAGGAAAAAUUUGAGGCAACAAAGGCACAUUGGUACUAUAGACUUCGAAAACCACGAGCACUUAAGAAUUUGAUGAUCAUAAAUAAAGGAGGAUGUAAGAAAUCGUCGCCAGGAAUAGGAGACGUACAGUUUGUGAAAAAUUUAUUAACCGAUACCGUCGUAACGCGAAACUUUCGUUGCUCGAAAUUUGGCGUGGCUCAUAACGCAAAGACACAAUUUGGAUGGGCUAGGAUGAAUUAUUGCUUGCAAAGGCCAUGUCGCUGGGGAUUUGCUUUUCAUCACAAAUUUCCUCUUCAAACCGACUACUCUGGGGCAUUCAGCUACAGCACAAAGAACAGGAUUUCCGGAAUAAAUUACGGAGCGACCGCUUUCAUUGGUUGCGACAAUGGCCAGUGUUGCGGAUGCUACGGACCAAAGAAUGGAACGAAGAACUAUUGCUUCAAAGAAUGUGAUUCACGAAAGUGGUGGAACAGUCCGAGAAACUGUAUACACUUGGUUCUGGGUGAGAUCUGUUCUUCCGACAAAACUGUGGACUAA
This is a messenger RNA of Dendronephthya gigantea, 945 nucleotides long. RefSeq lists its product as uncharacterized. Bases 25 to 945 code for a protein of 306 amino acids. The record is from RefSeq and is a predicted model, not a curated record. Lineage: Eukaryota; Metazoa; Cnidaria; Anthozoa; Malacalcyonacea; Nephtheidae. The transcript has 7 exons.